Tuber aestivum (summer truffle) is the source of this 2517-nucleotide messenger RNA. The record is from the annotation of a GenBank genome assembly. NCBI's taxonomy places the organism in Eukaryota, Fungi, Ascomycota, Pezizomycetes, Pezizales, Tuberaceae.
AUGGCCAUGAACUGGACGGGAGGCACCCGUAAUUGUGCCAUCAAAACCGCUACAACGUCCCGUCUCCAGAAACGCUACUUUGCCAAGGUCCGCGCCGCGGCCCAAACUGUUGCGGUACCUUCUUCGCAAGGAAAUCUUCCCCACGUGUUCAAGCGGAAGAGCCGAAUGACACCCGAGUUUGAUAUUGUGGUUAAGAAGGCAAGGACUGAUCAUGGAGGGACUACUCGAAGGGGUUCUUCUCCGCCUUUGCAUAUCGAUAGGGAUAGUGGGAAGAGGGGUGGAAAGGAGAUGGAGGAGAAUAUUAGGAGGGCAAGAAGAAGGAUUCUACUGGAGAGGGAAGACUGGGUGUGCACGGCCUUAUCAAAACCGUUGGUUUUGAAGAGCAGGGAAGAAAUGAGGAAGCUCAAGACAAACUCUCAUCGGGAUGCUACCGAGACCAGUUCGUCCGGUUCCACUAGUUCUGAAGAGGAAGAGGGAGAUGAUGAUGAUGAUGAUGAUAGUAGCACCUUACAAAACGACGGUAGACAAGGGGCAAUAUCUAUCGGGCACGAGAAUAGGAGAAGAAUGAUUCAGCGUGACGACACCCCAGAACUGCCAGAAUAUCCAGAGCAUAGUGAAGAUAUUUAUAUACAUAUCGGGGGUUCGACCCAAAGAUCAUCGACUACUGCAACUAAUCCUACAAGAUCCGCAGAAUCCGCAAGCCGGUCUACGGAGAUCGACUCUACUACAAUUCGGGGAUCAUCAGUGGAUACAAUGUUGCUAGAUUGUUAUAGACAUGAACCAAUGUUCCAGUUUCGGCACAUUACCCCGGCAGUGUCCGAUAUUGUUGAACAGAAACGUCGGGAAGUUCAGCAAAAAGGUUAUUCCUCAUCGCCUUUAACACGGUAUUCUCGUCGGAGGGGUAAUCGGGUCCCCAGACCGCUCGAUGGGGAGCUGGGAGAGGUUAGCGAGGGUGAUCGACUGAUCGAGGAGGUUGAGCGAGCAUCUUCCCCUAUUCCUAGUAAUUCGGUUCAUUCGACUAUAGUAGUACGACAUAGUCCUGGCGCCCACGGGAAGGAAUGCUUUUGUUCAAGGGCAAAAAGGGCAACGGAGUAUGAUUUCAGUAGGAUUGCUGGCAUCGAAAGCCCGAUUGACAAGAAAUUCCGGGGGGAAGAGGCCCUGGGACGCGCCCAGAUGAUAAGUGCUACGCCUGGGCCAUCACAAGUUUCUUGGAGUACAUCACCUGCAGAACGCCAGCCUUACCAACACCAAGGGGAACAGUCAUUUGACGAGAUAGCUAGUGGGAUAGUUUCCAGUGAGAACUUCCUAAAUCUUGAUCCUUCUGUGGGUAGUGCCAAUGGAACUCAAAGUCAAGUUGGAGUGAUGCCAGGAACUGAGAAAAUGAUACACGAGACCGCCGGGGAGGGCGAGGAGGGUAGGCGUGAGGAAUCUCUAAGAAUGGAGAACCUGGAUGACAGUGGAAUAGAGGGGGUUGUGGAUUCCGAGGUAGAAGAAUCUGAGAUGGAGAUGGGUCAAGAUGACCAUUCGCUCGGCCACGAUAGAGAAAGCGCUGAUCCAGGGUCCCUGGAUUCUGGCGAAGAUAGCGUGAAAGAUACCCCAGAAAACACUGACAGUGAGUGGGACGAGGAAAGCGCUACCGCCACAGAUGAAGACACGGGGGAUAUUUUAGACACUAUUUACGUGGCUUCCACCAUUGCCCAUGAAGAGACCUCCGCCGAGGCGGUUGGGUUGACAACGGACGAUCCUAGACUCCACGCACAACUGAGCUGCAUUGCUGCAUAUGAUCGCCCAGGCCGAACGGAGAACGGACAAGCCAAGCACAACAUAGCAGAGUGUAAUAAUAUCCGAGAUUCUCUCGACAGCACCGUAGAGGAUCAGGGCAAGUUUCCACAAGUAUUCGCACAGUCCACGAGGGGAUAAUUGCUAAACUGAGUAAUAAUAUCCACAGAACUAUUCAUACAAAACGAAUGGCUUGAAAAGAUUCUAGCCGCAUCCUCAGACCUGUUCAAAUCCUCACCGUUUGACGUAGUGGAACAUGGGGAAUACGAGAACCAGGGGAUAAAUACUGACUCCCUCCCUAGCCCCCCCUCCCUAGAAACGUCAAAAGCUCCAGAGCCAACCCCCACAAAAAAACCCGAGAAGUCCAAAAGACCCUCACAAAGAUUCCUUAUACCACCAUAUGAACACAACGGGGAUAAUCUACAGGGAGCGGCACCAUUUCGGGCGCGUGGAAAGGAACACAAGAGUCACACGCAACAACAGCAUCAGCACAAGAAGCUGCCGCAUCCACCACCGGAGGACGUCACAUCGCCAAUUACUAGUCCUGUAGCACUCGUAUACUCAAGACCUUACUGUCUGGGGGUCGGGCCCCGAGAACCUCCAACGACCACUGGUGGUGGCCCGGGACCUGGUGCGGGAGGGAGACGGAGGAAGGUUGGCGGGGAGGGGGAGAGGAGUGGAAGGGAGCUUGUGCGGGAGGGGGAUGGGGAAGAGGUGGAGGAUAUCGAGGAUUUUUGA